AUGGGCCCCAGGAGCCACCACCUCAGCCUCGGCCUCUCUGUCUCCAGCCUGGGCCUUCUGCUCCUGCUCCCACUCCUUCCAGAGUGCUUGGGAGCCAAGGGCAGGCUGGCACACAAGCUGUUCCGAGACCUCUUUGCCAACUACACCAGUGCCCUGAGACCUGUGGCAGACACAGACCAGGCCCUGAAUGUAACCCUGGAGGUGACACUGUCCCAGAUCAUCGAUAUGGAUGAGCGGAAUCAGGUGCUGACCCUGUACCUGUGGAUCCGACAGGAGUGGACAGACGCCUACCUACGAUGGGACCCUGACGCCUAUGGUGGUCUGGAUGCCAUCCGCAUCCCCAGCAGUCUCGUGUGGAGGCCGGACAUCGUACUCUAUAACAAGGCGGACGCGCAGGCCCCGGCCUCGGCCAGCACCAACGUGGUCCUGCGGCACGACGGCGCUGUGCGCUGGGACGCGCCGGCCAUCACGCGCAGCUCCUGCCGCGUGGACGUGUCGGCCUUCCCGUUCGACGCGCAGCGCUGCGGCCUGACCUUCGGCUCGUGGACACACGGCGGGCACCAGCUGGACGUUCGGCCGCACGGCGCCGCCGCCAGCCUGGCCGACUUCGUGGAGAACGUGGAGUGGCGCGUGCUGGGCAUGCCAGCCCGGCGGCGCGUGCUCACCUAUGGCUGCUGCUCCGAGCCCUACCCGGACGUGACCUUCACACUGCUGCUGCGCCGCCGCGCCGCCGCCUACGUGUGCAACCUGCUGCUGCCCUGCGUGCUCAUCUCGCUGCUGGCGCCGCUCGCCUUCCACCUGCCCGCGGACUCGGGCGAGAAGGUGUCGCUGGGCGUCACCGUGCUGCUGGCGCUCACCGUCUUCCAGCUGAUCCUGGCCGAGAGCAUGCCACCGGCAGAGAGCGUGCCGCUCAUCGGAAAGUACUACAUGGCCACCAUGACCAUGGUCACCUUCUCCACGGCGCUCACCAUCCUGAUCAUGAACCUGCAUUACUGUGGCCCCAGUGCCCGCCCUGUGCCAGCCUGGGCUCGGGCCCUCCUGCUCGGAUGCCUGGCACGGGGCCUGUGUGUGCGGGAACGAGGGGAGCCCUGUGGGCAGUCUAGACCACCUGAGUCAUCCCCCAGUCCCCAGCCUCCUGACAGAGGCACUGGCCCCCCAGCAGGUCCCUGCCAUGAGCCCCGGUGUCUGUGCCAUCAGGAAGCCCUGCUGCGUCAUGUGGCCACCAUCGCCAACGCCUUCCACAGCCACCGGGCUGCCCAGCGCCGCCAUGAGGACUGGAAGCGCCUGGCCCGGGUCAUGGACCGUUUCUUCCUGGGCAUCUUCUUCUCCAUGGCUCUGAUCAUGAGCCUUCUGGUGCUGGUGCGGGCCCUGUGA
This is a messenger RNA of Budorcas taxicolor (takin), 1374 nucleotides long. It is a transcript of the gene CHRNA10, whose product is annotated as cholinergic receptor nicotinic alpha 10 subunit. Gene Ontology annotation, biological process: signal transduction; chemical synaptic transmission; regulation of membrane potential. Gene Ontology annotation, cellular component: postsynaptic membrane; neuron projection; synapse. Gene Ontology annotation, molecular function: transmembrane signaling receptor activity; acetylcholine-gated monoatomic cation-selective channel activity. Lineage: Eukaryota; Metazoa; Chordata; Mammalia; Artiodactyla; Bovidae. The transcript has 5 exons. The record is from RefSeq and is a predicted model, not a curated record. The coding region runs from base 1 to 1374 and encodes 457 amino acids.